AGUGGGAGGAAUAGUGCCCCAUCAUUGGUGUCAGUGGGGAGGAGGAAUAGUGCCCCAUCAUUGGUAUCAGUGGGGAGGAGGAAUAGUGCCCCAUCAUUGGUAUCAGUGGGGAGAACAGUGCCUCAACGUUGGUGUCAGUGGGGGAGGAACAGUGCCUCAUUGUUGGUGUCAGUGGGGGAGGAACAGUGCCUCAUCGUUGGUGUCAGUGGGAGAGGAACAGUGCCUCAUCGUUGGUGUCAGUGUGGAGGAGGAAUAGUGCCCCAUCGUUAGUGUCAGUGGAGGAGAGGAGCGGCUGCUCCUUC
This is a messenger RNA of Staurois parvus, 302 nucleotides long. Lineage: Eukaryota; Metazoa; Chordata; Amphibia; Anura; Ranidae. The record is from the annotation of a GenBank genome assembly.